This is a messenger RNA of Macroventuria anomochaeta, 1893 nucleotides long. Its product is annotated as UPF0187-domain-containing protein. The coding region runs from base 206 to 1651 and encodes 481 amino acids. The record is from RefSeq and is a predicted model, not a curated record. Gene Ontology annotation, molecular function: chloride channel activity. Lineage: Eukaryota; Fungi; Ascomycota; Dothideomycetes; Pleosporales; Didymellaceae. The transcript is spliced from 4 exons.
CUCCACUUUGAGCGCGUGGUCCUCGAUUUCCCUCAGUCGUGUGCCUUUCAUCUUCUUUAUUUCCUUGUCAAUUUCACUCUCACCUCCGCCUGCAACAAACAAUUCUCUCUCCUACGUCACCGUACACAAGCAUAUUGCAACCUCUAACACACUCGCUACUACUGCUGGACAGUAAUCACUGCUUUUGAUCACACCAACACUCAAGAUGGCGGCAUCAUCUGUGUCGACAGGUGCCGAAACCCUCAGGCCUACCAAUAUCGAGAUUCCUACUACAAGCAGCACCAUUGCAGCAGAGGAGGGCCCCAUCUCGCCGCGCUCAUGGCGACACCGAACAGUCACAUACCAGCCUCCUUCGCGCGUACAGACAACAGGCAGUCUUGAUGCCGAAGACUACUUCAUUGGCCCUCGCGACAUGGCUAAGCACUCGAAAUGGCCGUUCUUCCUGCGUAUGCACGGUUCCGUACUGCCAAAGAUGAUCAUUCCCUUGAUCGUCGUUACCAUCUGGUCAACUGCGAUCACCGUAAUUUCGAAGAAGCUUUAUCCUUUGAACGUCAGCAACUUGCUGUUGACCGUUCUCGGUUUCGUCGUCGGUCUUGCAAUCUCGUUCCGUACUAGCUCUGCCUAUGAGCGAUACACAGAAGGCAGGAAGUACUGGAGUCAGCUGCAACUCGUGAGCCAAAACUUGGCACGCACGAUCUGGAUUCAUACCGAUGAGCGUGAGGGCGAAUUAGGCAAGGAGGAUCUUCUGGCGAAGCUUACUGCUCUGAACCUUCUCAACGCAUUUGCGUGUGCCGUCAAGCACAGACUCCGAUUCGAGCCCGGUAUUGACUACCCUGACCUCAAGGAGCGCAUCGAGUACCUCGACACAUUCGCCAAGGCUGCCGAAGUCGACAUCCCCAAGGCCCGCGAGUACAGCAAGCUGAAGUCUACUGGCGAAUUCCUGGGCGUCACAUUCGCUGAGUCGAACCCCCGUAAGAGGAUCAAGCGCUCCAAGAAGCCCCUCGGCAACCUGCCUCUCGAGAUCCUAAACCACUUCUCUGCGUAUGUCCACAGCAUUAUCAACAACGAGACCCUCAAGAUCGGUCUUUACCAGAACCAAGCCAUCACUGGUGUCGUCGCCCUCAACGAGUGUCUCGUUGGUCUCGAUCGUGUGCUCAACACCCCUCUCCCCAUUGCCUACUCCAUCGCUAUCUCCCAGAUCACGUGGGUCUACGUCAUGGUCCUGCCGUUCCAGCUGUACGCGUCGCUCGAGUGGAUCACCAUCCCCGGUACGAUCUUCGCUGCCUACAUCAUCCUCGGUCUCUCUGCCAUCGGUCGCGAAAUCGAGAACCCUUUCGGCCACGACGUCAACGAUCUGCCGCUCGAGGCUUUCUGCGAGGAGUUGGAGAUGGACAUCGACUGCAUCACCGCACAGCCUGCGCCUGUCACUUUCGAGUUCAUGCGCCGCGAGGGUAACAUGCCCAUCUGGCCUUUGAGCUACAAGAGCUUCAACGGCUGGGCUCAGCGCAGCAAGCAGGACCUCCGUGAUGCAUUGCUGACAAAGACCAAGGCGGACAUGGUCGUCAGGAAGAGUUUCGCAGUCCCAAGGGCUGAGAGUAAUGUUGAUGAGAAGGCGGCUCACCAGGUGCAGCAGCAACACCAGGAAGCAUGAGCAUCGAAUAGGAGAGGAGCGUGGUAGAUUGUACAAGGGCAGGAGUGUGGCCCGUCAGCCUUUCUCUCUUUCCUGCGUGCAUAGCGAUGGGUUAUGGCGUUUCGGGUUCUUUUCACACUUUCUCUUCUCGGCACCAAGAACCUCCAGCAUGGUGCUGUUGAGCGCUGUUGUAUUAUCAUAGUGGCGGCUGUGCCUAUGUGCCUGCGUUCGCAUUAGAUCCAAAACAAAAGUUGUCAAUCACC